UGCUUCUAUGCAUAUAAAUUAUUGAUUGUUAGUAGUAUAAAUCAGCUGAUAGACUAUUGAAUUGUUGUGUCUAAAUAUUUAAAACAUUUAAAAAGGAGCAACAUUUCACUACCAUAAAUAAGGAAACAAAAUUUCUUCAAUAAACGCUAUGAUAUUCCCUCGUCAAACAGCUGAAUACGUUUUAAUGAAUGACGGACAAGAAGAAGAAAAGUGUUUUGCGAGCACGUCUUGUCGAAUUUGAUUUUUUAUUGAUGUUAUUGUGCGGUAGACGAGUUUUGCUAAUAUAAAGAAUUUGUGUUAUAAGAAUUUAAUAGAGUCCAUCUCCACUCAACAAACCAAAAAAAGAAUUUAAUAGGAAAGUAAAUUUUAUGAUUUAUGCACAACGGACAACCUGCUUGCGAAAAAUAAAAAUUCUCACUAAGGCAAGUUGCUGCAUUUUCUGUCAAUUCUAUUGUAAAUUGUGACCAUCCAGCCAAAGCAAUGAAGAUGUAAUAUCCACACAUUUGCAUUUUAACCCAUUUAUUAUAGAUUUUUGUUAUUGGAUAAUAGCAUGUGUGUACGUGAUAUUGGAAACGGAGGAUUACUUACACUAUAAAGAUAUUAUUUUUAUUACAAAAAGUGAAAAGAACAGAAAACGAAUUUUGAAAUUGUUAACUAAAAUCAAAUAUGACAGUCUACAAAUUUACUGAACGUGCUUAUGCUAAAAUGAUAUUUCACGCAGCAAAAUAUCCACACCUUGCGGUAAAUGGUGUUCUUUUGGGCACUAAGGAGAGUGGUGAAAUAGUAGAUGCUAUUCCUUUAUUCCAUCAGUGCCUUUAUGUAACACCAAUGGCAGAAGUAGCUCUAUUGCAGAUUGAUGCUUUUGCUCAGCGCGAGAACUUGGUGGUGGCCGGCUAUUAUGCUGCUCCUGAAAAUUUUUAUGAGAACUCCGUAGAAAGAGCUCCGGCUGGUAAAAUUGCUGAUAAAAUUCAGGAGAAUUAUAAAAAUGCCUGCUUCGUUAUUAUUGAAAAUAAACUAAUGACCUUGGAUCAAAAGAGUGAGGCAAUUAAAGUAUAUAAUUGCUGUAGUGAUUCUGGACGUUGGUCUCAAGUAAAAGGCUUAAUAUUAAAAUCAAACAUAACGCUUCAAGCUGUAGCUGCUCUCCUGCAACGUGGUGCGAUGAAGGAAAUUAUUGACUUUGAUAAUCACUUAGAUAAUCCCGAAAACGAUUGGACAAACCAAUUCCUGAAUCAGGAUUUGCAAAAAAUAUUGGCUAUGUAUUAGAGUGCAUUAUAAAAUGGUUGAUUACUUUCUGCAUAAAUAUUAUAUUUAAUGAAACAUUGCGUGAAUUUUCUUAAAUGAAACUUACGCAUUAAAAAUAUAUUAUCUCAAAUUAAGCAUAGUUUUUUUUUAAGACUAUACACAAAUAGAAUAGGCAGUUGAUCACUAACCGCUCAGGAGAUCUCUUCUAUUCGUGUAAUACCGUCAUCGCCAGCAAAAAGAGAGAAAGAAGAAAGAAAUAGGGAGUUAGUUGCCGCAGACUAGUGGUUUUGCGCCCAAAAGCUAAAGAAAACUCAAACCGCACUUGCGAUUUGAACCUGCGGAUACUGACUUAGUAUUCGCCUUCACCUACCAAAACCUUGAAAUGAGAAAGUUCUUCAAUAAAUCAUCAUUAAUGUUUCGCAUUUUUUAUUUUUCAAGCUCCUAAAAUGGUAUUUUAUGUGAUAAGUUUCAGCAGUUUCUUUAAUAUCUUGAAAAGUAAGUAAACAGUAGUCAACUUACAAAUGUGAAUGGUGCUAAAAAAAGUUAAGUACAUAUAAUCUAAAGCAAAAGAAACAAAUAUUUAAACACAUCCACCGAUAAAGAGAAUUAGUGUUCUGCUUACACACCAUGCGAUACGAAAAGCGUAUCGAUUUGGUCGUAUUUGGCUUCUCGAUUCCUUUCGGGUCAAAUUUAGCGUCUUGUUCUUUGUAUUUGCAGCGGUGUAUUUGUGAUGUUGUUGUUGUAUACAUAAAAUUC
Messenger RNA from Glossina fuscipes, 1998 nucleotides. RefSeq names its product ER membrane protein complex subunit 8/9 homolog (gene EMC8-9). NCBI's taxonomy places the organism in Eukaryota, Metazoa, Arthropoda, Insecta, Diptera, Glossinidae. The record is from RefSeq and is a predicted model, not a curated record. The transcript is spliced from 2 exons. Gene Ontology annotation, cellular component: EMC complex. The coding region runs from base 667 to 1263 and encodes 198 amino acids.